AUGUCAGGCGGUCCAGCCGGCGGCAUGGGCGGGGGAGGAACCAGCAGGGACGGCGCGCAGAUGCACCCCGACAUGGCGUUCGAAUGGGGCUACUCGCCUCGAGCGGUGCACUCACCGUCCCGCUUCAGUCGCGACGAGGAGGCGAACCCUAAUCGGACCAAGAGCAACCUCAGCCAGCAGCGCACGCUCAGUCUCAGCGCAGCGCGACUCAGCCAAGCUGCGGCGGAUCUCGGAUUCCACGUCACCGCUUCCGCCAAUGCACCACCCGCGGCGCAAGCUGGAGCGUUCCCCGGCUUUUCCCCCGCGGCUGCUGCGGCUGCUGCAGCUGCGCUGGCAGCAGGCGGGGAUGCUGGAGGAGGGGGAGGUCUAGGGGGGGGUGUACCUGGGGGAGGUCUCGUUCGGGGCGGGUCGGGACUGGCAGGGUGGUCAGGAGGGGUAGCUGGUGCUGGUGGCCCUGGUCAUCUACAAUCUCUUACAGUUGAUCCGUCUAAAGCGGGGAUAUCUUCUCGCGGAGCAGGGGGGCAUGGCGUGCCGCCCUUGCCGCUGCCGUCUCCUAAAGGGAACGCCGCCGCUGCUGCCGCCGCCAACGCUGCCGCGGGCAAGCUGGGCAGCCCGAGAGGAAAAUUGUCCGGGUCGCGGGCAGGCGCGCUGGGGCAUUGGCCGAGAGCCGGUUUGCCCGCGAGCAUUCAGCAGCAGCUGAUGCUGGGGGCGAUGGGCGGAGGGGCGGGCGGGGGAUCAGCAGCAGGGGGAGGCGCAGCGGGACUCGCAGGGCUGGGGGGAAUGCCGGGCGGUUAUGCUGGCGGUGGAGGCGGCAUGGGGGCGUUGGGGAAUGUAGGGGGAGCGGGAAUGGCGGGAAUGGCAGGAAUGGGGGGAAUGGCUGGGCUUGCUGCUUUGAAUAGCAGCAGUGAUGGCAGCGGCAGUGGCGGAGGCAGUGGGAACGGAAUACCCGGUAUGAGUCUGCAGACGCAGUUAAGCCUGCUAGCCGCUCAGCUAGACGGCCGAUUAGACGACAACAACCCCCUCUCGCGGACCAGCAGCGCGCCGCCACUUGGCGCGCUUCUCGCCAGCAUCGGUGACGUGGCAGAGCUGGAGAGGCUGUACCGAUUGCUCCCCGAUGCCAUGUCACCAGACGUCUCCCUGCACGUGGGGCUGACUUUGCCGUACCAGAGCAUAGGGUAUUUAUCGUCAACUGUACCAUCAAUGGCGGCUCUUAUAAGGGAGCGGACGAAGCUCUCCCGCACUAGCAGUUGCCCCCCCCCUGUGGCGGAGGACAUGAGCGGGGGCGCGGGGGGAAGCGGAAUGGAGGAGCGCGCGGGCGAGGGGGAGUCGUCUGAGUCUGAGGGGGAGAGCGGGCAGCGUGGGGCGGGCGCUGGGCACAAGAGGAAGAAACGCAGAGCUCCGGGAGGAGUGGGAGCGGGAGCUGACGUGGCUGGAAGGAGCGGCGUAGGCGGCAAGUUCCUUCUCCCCCGGCUCCAAUCCGUCCCCCUUUCCCCCCUCGUGUUCCCCCCACUUGUUCCCCCCACUCACCGCCUGACCCUUCCCCCUCACGCCUCCGCGCGCCACCCUGCCCUCCAAGUGCAGAGGGAGCCGGAGGGCGGGCUGGGGCGCAUCGUGGGGGGCAUGGAGACGGCUCACAAGGCACCACGUAGGGAGCCAGACGACGCGCUGGACGGUGGGGCGCGCCUGGGGGGACGCGGAGGGGGCGGGGUAGGGGGCGGGGGCGCGGGAAGCGGGGGAAGGGGAAGUGCAGGGGCAUGGGGGGUGAGCCCGGGGGGCGGGUACAGCAUGCAGGGCGGGGGGAUGGGGGGGAGCAUGCAGGCGGGGGCGAUGGAAACAUCGAGCCAGGACUACAUUCACGUGCGGGCAAGGCGAGGGCAGGCCACUGACAGCCAUAGCCUUGCCGAGCGGGUGCGGCGGGAGAGGAUCAGCGAUCGAAUGAAAGUGCUGCAGAGCCUUGUUCCCAUCUGCACCAAGGCAACAGGCAAAGCAGUGAUGCUGGAUGAGAUCAUCAACUAUGUGCGAUCUCUGCAGCUGCAAGUCGAGCUGCUGUCGGCCAAGCUAGCAGCAAUAGAGCAGGACACUGCAGAGAUGGACGGCUCAGAUUCACCCGCCGACUUUUGUGCGGCCCAGAUGGCAGCACUGGGAGGGCUGCUACUCCCGUCCGCCCCCGCUUCUGCCGCUGCUGCUGGCACGGGGACAGGUGGAGGUGGAAAUGCCACUGCUAUGGGUGGCGGUGCCACUGCUGCUGGUGCUUCGGCUGGUGCUGGUGCUUCUGGUGGUUCUGGUGGUAGUGCUGGUGCGGCUGCUGUGGCUGCUGCUGCGCUUGCAGGUGGAUCGUUCCGGCAGGCAUCUCCGUCCUGCUCCCAGUCUCACGAUUGGUCCACCACUGAUUCGGCCCAUCACAGCACAGCAUCGCCCAUGGCCACACCAUCAGCAUCAGCAUCAGCGUCACUGGGAGCAGCGGCCGCCCUGCACCCGGACAUGGCCUCCCUCCCCACUGACCUCGCCCGCCUCCUCCUCUCCCGCCACCUGCCCAACCUCCCCUUUGCGGGAGCCGCCGGGGGUGCGGGGGGAACAGGAGGGGGAGCGGCUGGCGGGGAGGAGAUGAGGGGAGAUGGCGGGGGAGGAAUGGGGGGAGGCGGGGGAGGAAUGGGGGGAGGCGGAGGAGGAAUGGGGGGAGGCGGAGGGGGAAUGGGGGGAGGCGCGGGGGAGGGGCUGGGGGAGCUGACAAUGGAGCAGCUGCAGGCGCAGCUGGAUGUUAUGAAUGGGUGGGAUGGUGGGCUUGAGAGCAUAGUGGCAGCAGCAGCAGCCAUGCCGCCUUCCCAGCAGGCCCAGUCAGCUUCAGGCAACAGCCACUCGGCCAAUAACCAACCCGCGUCAGGAUCACCUUCCCUGUCCCAGCAGUCUGCGGGCGACAGCAUCCUAAGUAUGGAGUCACACCAGUCCAUGAGCGAUUCUCUCCGCGCCCACCUCUCCGCGCUUCACGGCGAGGCGCGCCGACGGCUCCCCGCGGCCCUGGCGAGCGCGCAGGUCGCUUCUGUGUGUUUUGCUGCCGUGCUGGUGCUUGUGCUGUUGCCGCUGGGGCUGUGGAUCGGACGGCUGGGAAUGGGCGUCAAGAUGAUCUACGGCUUUUUGGCAUGGGUGAACGCGGCAGUGCGGCAGAUGUGGCCAGAGCUGCGCAAAGCAAGCACGGACAUGCUGAAGAGCAGUCUGAGGGGGCUGUUGGAGGGGUACCACUUCGGCAUCAUCACCGGCAUUGACGUGCGAUCCGUGGACCUGGGACCCGAUCCCCCCACCAUCACCGGGUACCAAUUGGGCAUCAUCACCGGCAUUGACGUGCGAUCCGUGGACCUGGGACCCGAUCCCCCCACCAUCACCGGGUACCAAUUGGGCAUCAUCACCGGCAUUGACGUGCGAUCCGUGGACCUGGGACCCGAUCCCCCCACCAUCACCGGGUACCAAUUGGGCAUCAUCACCGGCAUUGACGUGCGAUCCGUGGACCUGGGACCCGAUCCCCCCACCAUCACCGGGUACCAAUUGGGCAUCAUCACCGGCAUUGACGUGCGAUCCGUGGACCUGGGACCCGAUCCCCCCACCAUCACCGGGUACCAAUUGGGCAUCAUCACCGGCAUUGACGUGCGAUCCGUGGACCUGGGACCCGAUCCCCCCACCAUCACCGGGUACCAAUUGGGCAUCAUCACCGGCAUUGACGUGCGAUCCGUGGACCUGGGACCCGAUCCCCCCACCAUCACCGGGUACCAAUUGGGCAUCAUCACCGGCAUUGACGUGCGAUCCGUGGACCUGGGACCCGAUCCCCCCACCAUCACCGCUGUGCGGGUGCACAGGGGAGGGCCAGACAAUGGGCAGGCGCAGAGAGACAAGCAGCGCAGCAGAGCAGCACAGGAAGAGGGCUCCGCACAGGGGGAAGGAGGAGUAGCAGAGGAAGGAAUAGCAGAGGAAGGAGUAGCAGAGGAAGGAGUAGCAGAGGAAGGAGUAGCAGACGAGGUGAUAGCAGAGGUGGUAGUGGAGUGGGUGGAGGGGCGAGUGCAGCAGCGCAGCAUGCGGCUGAGAGUGCAGACCGCCAUGAGCCCAGAUGUGGACGUGCAAGUGAGCAGCAUCGCUGCUGCUGCCACCCUCAAACUCACCCUCAAACCGCUGCUGCCCCGCUUACCCGGGUUCGGCGCCGUGCUGCUCUCUCUGCUCAACCAGCCAUUCUUUGACUUCAAGGUGUCAGUGAUGGGAGGUAAUCUCAAGGCCAUGCCGGGAUUUGAAAAGAUGAUUGAGACGGUGCUGCGCCUGUCAAUCGACGAUUCCCUUGUGUGGCCCUCGCGAUGGGUGUACCCUGUCGUGGAGGGUGACUUCAGUUUCCUGGAGCUCAUCCCAGUGGGGUACCUAGACGUUUCACAGAUAGAGGCGGAGGGGCUCCCCAAGACAAACGUGCUGACAAGAGCUGCUGACCCGAUAUUACUCCAAACCUCCCCCUCCUUCUCACCCGCAUCCCCCGCCUUAUGUUCUCUGCACCAACACCUCCAGUUUCCUGGAGCUCACCCCAAUGGGUACCUAGACGUAUCACUGAUCGAGGCGGAGGAUCUGCCCAAGACGGACGUGCUGACAGGGCUGCAUGCCCUCCCUGCAUCACACACACAUCCCCUUGGUUCCCCCAGCUCUCCUCUCUUGUCUUCUCCCCCCUUGCUUCUGUCGUUUCCUCAACCUCACCCCAGUGGGUUUCCUGGAGCUCACACCAGUGGGGUAGCUAGACGUGUCGCUGAUAGAGGCGGAGGGGCUUUCGAAGACGGGCGUGCUGACCAGUGCUGCAGUCUCAUUUGCCUGGGUGCCGCCUCCUUCAUGCCCGCCUGUCCCCCUUCCUCCAGUUUCCUCGAGCUCACCCCAGUGGGGUACCUAGACGUGUCGCUGAUAGAGGCGGAGGGGUUGCCCAAGACAGACGUGCUGACAGGCGCUGCUGACCCGUUCGUGCUGCUGUAUGUGCGGCAGCGGGAGGGGGCCAUCAAGCGCAGCAGCACCGUUCACCACUCCCGCCACCCCACGUGGAAUGAGGGGUUUAUACUUGAGGUGGAGGACCCGGACUCACAGCAGCUGACGAUCCGACUAAUGGACAGCGAGCGGUUUGAGAAGUCGGAGUUCAUUGGAGCCCACAUGCUGCUGCUCCACACGAUGGGACUCGUGUCCCUUUCCUUCAUUCCUCUCUCGUUUCGCCCUUCGAGUCCCACAGCUCCCCUUUCUUUCCCCUACUCUCCCGUUCCAUCACAGCUGCACCCCAACAAGGCACAAGACCUGUGGCUCGACCUGUACGAUAAGCCCGAGACUCAUGAGAGUGCGAGCACUCACGGGCGGGUGCAUGUGGUGGUGAUGUUUGUGCCGUACACGCAGCGAGAGGGGGGAGGGGAGAGUGCUGCAGAGGGGGAAGGAGGGAGAAGUUAG
This is a messenger RNA of Closterium sp. NIES-65, 5439 nucleotides long. The record is from the annotation of a GenBank genome assembly. NCBI's taxonomy places the organism in Eukaryota, Viridiplantae, Streptophyta, Zygnematophyceae, Desmidiales, Closteriaceae.